AGAGAGGGAUUGAAGCUCGAACAGAGGAUCUUCACGCGAACUUAUGAGCAUCGUGUUGUUCCUCUUCACAUAGAUCUGAAGAUCCGACCCAAACACCUACCUCUCUGUCGAUCGCUUCCAAUUCUGGUUUUUCUUCGACCAAUCAUUCACAGAUUCAACCAUUUAUCUCGAUCAAAUCACUCUCGCAACUUGCGAUGUCUCUGUAAAAUCAGCAUAUUCGAAACUAAAAGAGUCCCAACAUUCAUAUACAGAGAUACGUAUAACAUCGAUUCUUCGUAGUAGCACGUAACGAAGCUUCGAAUGGUUUCCAUGGAAAAACCAACUUCCCACAAAUCUCCUUCUCGUUCUGCUUCUCAAGAGAUGGAUAUGUCGAUCCAAGGACUCCAUGCAAAACAUAAACAGGAACUAGAAAAUUUGACACUAACAACACAGCCUUUCAAAACGAUGAAGUUUUUUAUUUUGGCUAUUAUUCAGUAUCUUAAGAAAUCCGUAUUAUAUCUUUUGGCACACGGUGGUUGGCUCAUGGUUUUGUGCACUUUUGUGGUGCUACUUGGAAUAUUGCUUGUUACCAUUGAUGGUCCUCAUGAAAAGCAUGUUGAGGAGCUUCGCCAAUAUUUUCAGUUUGGAUUGUGGUGGGUGGCUCUUGGUGUUGCAUCAUCUAUUGGUCUAGGAUCUGGUUUGCACACUUUUGUCCUUUAUCUGGGUCCUCAUAUCGCUUUGUUCACAAUAAAAGCCAUGCAAUGUGGCCGAGUUGAUAUCAAAAGCGCUCCAUAUGACACAAUACAAUUGAAGAGAGGUCCUUCGUGGCUUGCAAAGGAUUGCUCAGAAUUUGGUCCCCCAUUAUUUUCAUCUUUACAUGGUUCACGGGUUCCACUGAGCAGCAUAUUGCCUCAGGUCCAGAUGGAGGCUAUUCUAUGGGGCAUUGGUACUGCACUUGGGGAGCUUCCUCCAUAUUUUAUUUCCAGAGCAGCUCGCAUCUCAGGUAGCAGAUUGGAUGCCAUGGAAGAAUUGGAUGCUUCCUCAACUGAAGAUAAUGGAGUCUUACCUACUCACCUAACUCAGAUAAAGCGUUGGUUCCUGUCACACGCACAAUAUUUGAACUUCUUUACGAUUUUAGUGCUUGCUUCGGUGCCAAAUCCUCUAUUUGACCUUGCUGGCAUUAUGUGCGGACAAUUUGGGAUUCCUUUUUGGAAGUUUUUCCUUGCCACACUGAUCGGAAAGGCAAUUGUUAAAACUCACAUACAGACUGUGUUCAUUAUAUCAGUUUGCAAUAAUCAACUUCUUGACUGGAUAGAAAAUGAGUUGAUUUGGAUGCUUAGCUUUGUUCCUGGUCUUGCUUCUGUCCUGCCUAACCUCAUCUCCAAUUUGCAUGCAAUGAGAGCCAAGUAUAUGGCUACCCCAGCUCCUAUGCCCUCGAAUAUCAAGGUGAAGAAGUGGGAUCUUUCAUUCACUGCACUGUGGAACACCAUUGUGUGGCUCAUGAUCAUGAACUUUUUUGUUAAGAUUGUGACUUCAACUGCACAGAGGUAUCUUAAGAAACAGCAGGAAAUGGAAUUGGCGUCAAGGCAGUCGAAUGAUCAGUUGUCUUGAUGAACUUGCAAAGCAACCUUUUAUGCCUCUUUUUUUUUAACCCUCUUGCUUUUUCUUUUCUUGUUUUCGUCAUUAUUAGUUUAGGUCAUGAGAUAUGAGCGACAGCCUUUUGAUAAGUCGCCAUGGAAGCCACCCCUAAAACUCUCUCCCUUUCAGAAAUUUGUAUAGGAAGAUCAGAACUUACUGGUUCAUUUAUAUACUCUGCAAUUGGGGAAUCAUUGUUUUUUGGGGGGUUGGAAAUUAACCUCUCCAUUGUUAGGUACUGUUUGGGAUUUGGAGAGAUUUGAAACUAAUAUUCUUCGGCAAUGCAAGACAAAAAAAUCGUUUGCUUGCUCAUAUUUGGUCUCAUGUUUUGUACCUGUUAACAGAUUAAUUUUGAUACAGAUAAUAGCCUAGCUUAAACAUCUCA
Camellia sinensis is the source of this 1999-nucleotide messenger RNA. RefSeq names its product vacuole membrane protein KMS1. The record is from RefSeq and is a predicted model, not a curated record. Lineage: Eukaryota; Viridiplantae; Streptophyta; Magnoliopsida; Ericales; Theaceae.